AUGUCAGGGAGCUUUAUCCUUAGUUCUGCGCAGCAAGAUGAGGCUUUUCAUCGCAUCUGGUACGCUCUCAAGAGGUGGCGACUUGUCUUCCAAUGGAUUGUCCUCUUCUUAACGACGGCUUGUUCGUCAAUCAAUCAGAGAUGCUUUACUCAAUGAAUUCACGAUCCUUUUAUUGUGAUUAUUUAACAAUUUUAGUAACAAUGUUCCACGAAUCACAUUGACGAGAUUUUAGCCGAUGAUCCAACGAUCCUAGUUGCUUAAUCCUUCACCAACAAUAUGUAGGAAAGUCGCGAUAAUCAGAUAAAAAAUAUGAGUUUUGGCUCUAGGAGGAUUCAAACCCGUGCUAGUUGCUUGCCCUUUCUAGGGAAGGUGUGACGUGGAUUUAGUCUCACAUCGUUUGUGUGCUGAAGUUUUUAGUGAAUAUAUAGUAAUAUUAUAUUUUUGAUCAAGUCCCUUUCUCGUGUGUGUACGACCACUCCUUGCCCCAUAGCCAACUAGCCAUUGGUGACGUGGAAGGGGAGUGGCACACACGUGCCCCUAUCAGUCUUAGCCGCUCAAUCCCUUAUUAGCAACUCCUCCUUGACUGCACUUCUAACCUGCUUGCGGGCCUAGCUAGGUGAUGAGUCCCCUCGAUUUUAUUAUAUUUAUAUUUUUAUUUCUUUUUUUAUUUAUCUCAAAAGUAAGAUUGUAAAAAGUAUAUAAAUUCGUAUAAAAUCACAUAAUUACCCAAAAAAUUAUGUUAAUCAAUUAAAAAUCACUUUUCAUAUUUUAAUGUAAAUAUAAGUUUAUUUAUCCUGAGUUAAGGCUAAAACUAUAUUAUUUAUUAAUUAUUAACUCAUGAUAAUGAAGACUUAUUUGCCAAACUUAUAAGUUACUCAUUUACAAUUCACUACAAAGAAAGACACCAAAAUUUAGUAACGGAUGUAUUGUCUCAGCUACCAGUUGAGGAGGAGGUGGUGUUUUGUGUCAUAUCUAUUUCUUCAUAGUUAGGCUUAUAGAUAGUGUGGCAAGAUGUCCACGUUAACUCUAAUCGGCCAAAGUUAUCUAGGAGGUCAAAGGAAGAGUUUCUAAGAAUCAAUAGUAUACAUUUUGCAAUGACUUGUUGAGAUUCAAGAGUCAAUUGGCUUUACCCCACUCAUCCAUAGUUGUCCAAAAACUAUUCAAGGAAUUUCAUGGCCAAGCAUUAGGGGGGCACGAUGGGUUUCUGAAGACCUACCGUCACAUCUCAAAACAAUUUUAUUUGUUAGGGAUGAAAGGCAACAUUAAGUUGCAUAUCAACCAAUGCUCCACCUACCUCUAUUUCAAGUCCAAUUACCUCACUUCGACAAGUCUUCUUCAAUCAUUACUCGUCUCAAACUGCAUAUGGGAAGAUAUAUCUAUGAACUUCAUUAAAUGUCUUUUGAAUCUAGGAGAUUUGACUCGAUCCUAAUGGUUGUGAACCAUCUUAACAAGUACAAUCAUUUCUCUCUCCUAAAGUACCCAUUUUUAACAGUAGACAUGAUAGUCAUCUUCAUUCAAGACAUUGUGCACUUGUAUGAUUUUUCAUUAUCCAUUGUCACUGAUGAAGGGAGUGUCUUUAGCAAUGCAUUAUGGAGGGAGUUACACUUGCUACAAGGGACCUUGCUCAUUAUGAGUUAUGCAUAUCACUCAAAGACAAACGACUAAAUGAAAGUUGUCAAUUGGUGGAGCCUAGAGAGCUAUCUACAUUGCUUUGUAGGGGACAGAUUGACAAGUUAGAGCGAGCAUCUAAAUUAGGCUGAGUUGAGUUAUAACAUGUUGUUCCAUCAAAUGAUUAAGAUAUCGUCAUUUCAUAUAUUGUAUGAGAGAGAGUCCUAACCAUCAACCACUAUAGGUCAACUACGUCCCCCUUAGAUGUGCAAUUUAAAGUUGAUGAUUGGAUAAAGACAUUGCCCCAAAAGUAGAAUGAGAAGCUAAGCUUGAAGUACUUUAGACCCUAUUAGAUCACUAAGCAAAUAGGACUAAUGGCUUAUUGGUUUGACUUACCCACUCAUGCUUUGAUUCAUUAUGUCUUUCAUAUUUCACAGCUCAGGCAUGCUCUAGUGAAGAAUUAUUUGUCCAUCCAACUUUUGUCCAGCCUCACUAAGGAAAGAGAGCUGCAAGUGGAGCUAGAAGAACUAUUGGGCAUUCAAAAGUCACCCUCAAGACUCCUCAUCCUCAUCCAUUUGAAGGGUCUACUAGAGAACGAAGUGACAUGGAUGGCAGCCACAUUUCAUUGAGUUCUAGCUUGAGGACAAGCUGACAAUAUACGGGGGGAGCAUUGAUGACAUAGCAACAAUGUGAUACGCCAAGCACCAGCCCAAUAAGUGUAGGUGCUAACCUAACAACGAGAGGCCCAUUUAUGUCAUACCCAAUUGAGUAAAAAUAUUAGAAUUAAAGAUUGAUUGGGAGGUAAAAAUCGAUAUAUAAUUUCUGUAUCUCUUGUUCCCAAGAAGAGAAUUUAUGGCCCAUCAUUGAAGAGAAAUGAGAAAGAUGAGAGAGAAGAAGAAGAAGAGAUUGAAUAUAAUGAGUAUUCUUGAUGCCUUUCGACUUUGAUGUACACCUCCUUUUAUACUAGUAUGAUUCCCUAUUUUAGGAAAUCUCAAGGGCAUGCUUUCAUUGAUACAGAUCGAACACUUGAGCUAGCAAGAUAAUUAUAACCGUCUUGUAGUGAGCCCACUCAUAUAUCUAUUAAUGGGUUGUUGUUACUGGGCAUUGGUUGAUCCUUUAACACUCCCCUACAAGUGAAGUGUCGGAUAGGAUGUUGAACUUGGACCAUAGAAGGAAAAAUUGAUGUUUGAGAAGCACCUUGGUCAAAAGGUCAGCUGCCUAAUCACGACUGAGAAUAACACAAAUGCAGAGUUUCUGUGUAGUGACUUGCUCAUAGACAAAAUGAAAGUCAACUUCAAUAUGUUUCAUUCAUGCAUGAAACAUAGGGUUAAUAGAGAGAUAGGUGGCUCCAAUGUUGUCGCACCAAAGUAUAGGAGUGGUAGAGAUAUCUAGAGCUCGCAAAGAAGAGAAUUGGUUCAAAUUAAUUUCAAAGAAGCAUCAAUAAUCGCCUUAUACUAUGCUUAUGUACUAGAUCAAGCCAUUGUGAAUUACUUUUUGGAGCUCCAUGAGAAUAAUUAGAGCCAAAAUAGAUCAAAAAACCACCAGUUGAUCGACAAUCGAAGGUGUUUCUUGUUCAAUCAGCAUCACUAUAUGCGGUGAGAGAGAUCUGAGUGAUGUUUAAGAUAGAGGCCAUGGGCAAUUAUUCCCUUAAGAUAUUGAAGAAGAUGCUUGAGACAAGUCCAAUCAGUCAAUUGGGGGGAAUGCAUAGAUUGAUAGGCUUAAUUAACUACAAAGGGGAUAUCUGGUCGUGUCAAGCUUAGAUAUUGUAGUGCUCCAACCACACUACAAUAGACAGCAAGAACACCAUGUGAUUUUGUGGCUGAAAUAAGAGAAGCAGUGGGACUCGGAGUGGGCAAAGGCUUACAACAAUCCAUACACAAAUUCUUGAGAAUAGAGGCUAUGUAAUGACCUUGAGUGAGAAGGUAUUCGUCCUUGUAAGGCCGAAUUUCAAUUUUAAGAAAAUGAGAUGUAAGACCAGGAUCUCAGAGAGUGAAAUGAGAGCUGAGGGAUUUCACAAGAGUGUUAAUUUGAGCUGAGGAUGGCCCAAGGAUUAAAAUGUCAUCCACAUAGAUGAGAACAUAAAUUGGUCCAUAGUGUGUAAAAAAAAACGAGGUAUCAAUUUUUGAAUUGGUGAAGCCAAGUCUCCUGAGCUAACUAGUAAGCUUAUGGAACUAUUCUUGUGGUACUUGCUUAACACCAUACAGAGACUUCCGAAGUUGGGAGACAUGAUUAAGGAACCUAGGAUGCUUGAACCUUUAAGGCUGCUCCAUGUAGAUAAGUUCUUUCAAAUCGCCAUGAAGAAACGCAUUAGAUAUGUCCAGUUGAUGAAUAUGUCAUUAUUGACUGACUGCUAAUGAAAGUAGAAGCUGAAUUGUGGUGACCUUGACCACAAGACUAAAGGUUUCAUGAUAGUCAAUGCCCCCCUCUUGAUGAAAUCCAUUUGCCACUAAUUGAGCUUUGAAUCAGUCAAGUUUGCCAUUGGGUGAGAGUUUAGUUCUAUACACCUACUUACACCCAAUGAUCGAUCAAUUUGAUAACUAAGGCACAAGCCACCAUGUGUGAUUUUGAAAGGUAUUAUACUCUUCAUUCAUGACUUGGACCCAAUUGGAUUGUUGAGAAGUAAAAUAGUUUGGUGGUUCAAAUAAGGUCAAUGUGGUGGCUGAAAAGUAGUGAGAAAGAGGAUAUUUAACGGGUUCAAUAGAGUUGACUUGGUCAACAAAGUGAAGAAUGUCUAUAAGUGAUUUGAUUUGAAUAUGGAAAGGUAAAGAAUGAUGGUCUAAAUUAGAGGGAGACAAAGGAUUAGUGGAUAGAAUAUGACUAGGUGGUGAGAUAGGUAAAAGGUUGUCAUAAGGAGGUUGGUUGAUAUCACAAUGAGGUGAUGAUGGUAAAGGAGUGAGUAGCGAGUUAAGGUUAGAAACAAGAGAUAUGUGUGAGAGAAUGAAGGAGUUAAUGAUGUCAAGGACGGGUGUAGGUGUUGAGGGUUCAAUUAGGCAUGAGCCAAGAACACCACGAGCAAUUUGAGUAGGUGAAGAAUUGCGACCCUAAUUCUCUAUAUAAGGGUAAAAAAUUUUAGUGAAUACUACAUCCUGAGAGAUGUAAAUUCGACCACAUGUCAAGGAAAGACACCUAUAACUAUGAUGAAAGGCACUAUAAUCGAUGAAAACACACAUCUCUGACUCAAAAUCCAACUUGGUGACUACAUAAUGACGUAGAUAAGGAAUGAUGAGGAAUUUGUCAUUGAUCAAGAAUUAUGUCCCAUUGUUGGCUCUAAUACAAUGAAGAGAAAUGAAAAAGAUGAGAGAAGGAGAAGAAGAGACUAAAUACAAUAAGGAUUCUUGAUGCCUUUCAACUUUGAUGUACACCUCCUUUUAUAAGAGUCUAAUUUCUUAUUUUAGGAAAUCUCAGGGACAUGCUCUCAUCGGUAUAGAUUGAACAUCUGAACUAGCAAGAUGGUUAUAACUAUCUUGUAGUGAGCCCACUCGUACAUCUAUUAAUGGGCCGUUGUUACUGGGCAUUGGUUGAUCCUUUAACAAUUGUAUCCUCUUGUUCCAUCUAGGUCCCUCUCGCCGGUGACAUCGCAAAGCUCUGGUGGCUCUCUCUUAGACCCCUCUUACCCCUUGGAUCUCCCUUCUAACCUAUAUUUUCUUUGCUCCCUAUCUUUCUGUGAAAAAAUGUUUCAAUUUUUAGUGGAGUUCAUCAAUAUAUAAACCUUGGAGAGGGCAAAUGAAAGGUGUUUUUUUGUGUUCAAACAUAAGGUGGUGGCUAAGUGAUAGACAAUUGAGGCCUCAAGGUUGUCAGUAUGAUCUCUCCACCUUUUUCUCUCAUUUCUUAAUUCCUUAGACUCCUCAUUUUUCAGAUGAUGAUCAUCACUUAAUAGAUGACAUUUCAUUAAGUUUCUAAUGAGUUAUUCUUUUUUAUCCUUGACUUCUCAUGUCUUCAUGAUGACUCCAAGGUAAAUAAAAAAAAAUCUUUAUCAACACGUGUAAUUUUGUUUAGGGUUAUACUUUUUGUUGGAUACCUUACUUUCUUACAAAUCCAAUAAAUGUUUUAUCUCUUCUAAUGAUCAUAUUUUGAUGAUUUGGUGACAUAAUUAUCAAGCAUACUGUUAAAAUCAUUCUAUGGGUAACAAAUAAUAUAUGUAUCAAAUCGUGUAGUUUCUUUUAGAUUUAUGAUUUUCCUUGAAGAUCUUACUUCCUUACAAAUCAAAUGAAUAUUUUGUCUUGUCCAAAAAUCGUGUUUUAGUGAUUUGGUGAUAGAAUCAUCAUACACAUUAUCGAAAAUCAUUUUCUAGGUUGGGUUUCUUGGUUCGACCUUUCCUUGGAUCAAAUAUGAUUUCAUGAGUGCCACAUAGAAUUAGGCCAAUAUCUUUUGAGACAACAUAGCAUAUUAAUUUCUUAUCUUAUAUAAUUUUUUCACAAUUUUAGAAAGUGUUUAAAAUAAGUUUCUAGAUUUUAGAAAAAUCAUUUCCUAUAUUGUAUGUAUUUUCAACCCAACCUUAGAUCGAAAUUCGAUUUCAUGAGCACCACAUGAAAUGAGGUUAAUAUAUUUUGAGAAAAUGUAGCACAAUUAAUUUCUAUAUUUUCUGAGUUUUUCCUAACUUUUAGAGUUGGAUAAUGGUGUUUUCAACUUUCUAAUUUUCUUGAGGAUCAACCUAAAAUAUUUUUUAAUUAAAAAGAGUUUAUUUGGGUUUAGUUGUAAAUGUUAAGUUUGAGUGAUUAAAUUAGUAAUGACUUUAGGCACAUCAUGUACCCAUCACCUUAUUUCUGAUUUUAUUUUUUAUGACCACCUUCAUCUUUCUUUUUGCACAUUCAUCUUAACACUAACCUGCGAGUUAAUACGUAAGAUAUAUUUGAAGGCUCUAGAAGUACCUGAGUGAAAGGUGACUAUGGACCAAUAGUAAAUACUAUGAUCAUGUGCAAAAUAUUAGAGUUAACUCCUCAUCUGAAGGAUACUAAUAUUGUCACUUGUAAGUGGAUGUUUACAAACAAGUAUUCUUCAGAGGAUAAUAUUAUUCAUGACAAAGUUCAUCUAGUGGCUUGAUGCUUCUCUUAAGCAUAUGGCAUCAAUUAUCAAGAAAUAUUUUCUCUAGUUAUUCACCUCAACUCCAUCUGUGUAUUGUUCUCUUUGGCUCUCAAUCAAGGGUGGACACUCACACAACUUAACAUCUCCAACAUCUUUAUCUACAAAGACCUAACUGCAAGUUUUCAUAUAGUAACCUCUAAGGUAUGCUACUUAGGGGGAGUCAUCUUAGGUAUGCAUUCUCAAAUGGGCUAUUUUUAGACUCAAAUAGAGUCAUUAGGUAUGGUUUAUUAAGUUUGGUCAAAUCUUGAUAAUUCAUGAGUUCACGAGAUGCAUAGUGGGCCUUACUACCUUUUGUAAAUAAAUUGUUACUCGAAGUAUCAUUCUAGUAUUUUAUGUUAAUGACAUCCUUCUCACAUAGUUGGCAUUACACAUACCAAGGCUCAUCUACAUGAAUGCUUCAUCAUUAGAGAUGAGCAAAUCUUGCUAUUUCUUGAGGAUCAAGUUCACCUAUCAAUGUGGAUGAAUAAUUUUAUCUUAUAUAUAUGUGCUAAAUUUAUUAGAAGACGUCGAUAUCUUGGGAUGUAAACUUGAGUUAUCACCAAUUGAUUCAAGAAUUAAUUUCUAAGACACCACCUCCUCUCUUUGAGGAUGUCAAUCGAUAUCAACGAUUGAUCAAGAAGUUAAUCUACCUAGCAGUCACUUGCCCUAACAUUGUCUACACUGUGAGACUUUUCAACUAGUUUAUGCACAAGUCAUGACAACACACUAGUUAAGAUCAUUGAGAGUGUUAGCAUAUGUCAAACAUGCUCCAAGACAAGGUAUGGUAAAUCAGCAACAUAGAGAUCUCUAAGUUGAGGCUUACUCAAAUUCUAGUUAUGCAAUUGACAAGGGUGAUCAUAAAUCUACAUUUGAGUACUGCACAUACCUUGGAGGGAACCUUAUCACUUGGUAUAAUGAUGUGGAUACAUUCACUUCUUCAAGAGUUGUUCUUUCUAAUAUGUAAACCUAUACCUAUAUCACUUUGGUACAUUGAGGUGGAUUGUCAUGAACAUAGAGCUUUAAAUACAUUUGAGGUGGAUUGUCACUAUAUCUACGACAAAGUCCUCAAAGGACUCAUCACAACACCACAUGUUUGAGUGAAAUAUGUUACAAUACUCUCUGUAGCAAGUAAGGAAUUUUGGACAUCUACUUUCCAAUUUGGGAGGGAGUGUGAGUGGGCCAUAUGGGCUGUAUGGGCCUAAUGGACCUAUUGUACUCUCUUUCUCUCCCCCUACAUAUACAUAGGGUAGAAGACUCUUUUUCCUUAUUCUCUCUUUACAACUCACACUAAGCUUGAGCAUGACAUGUCUCAUAGAGACAUAAAAAAUGUAUAUAAUGAAAGUGCUUUAAAUAAUCAUAUAAUUAUAUCAAAAUAAUUUUAUAAAAUAUGUAAAACAUGAUUAUAUCUUUAGUACCAUUUUUUAAGGUUUCAACAUAUUAAGCACAAGUCAAUUUAGUUCACUAGUAUUGUUAUUGACAUCUAAUAAGAAGAUAUGUAAUUUUUUUUAUAGACUCAUUCAAGGAUGCAUGUUCAACUAAUUGAGAUGUUUGCCUUUCUACAAGCUGGCUGUAGUAGAUUAACUUUGGAGGGCAACUUGAUUUAGAGUCAAGAAGAAGUUGAUCUCUUGACACGUUGACUAUCUAUUAGUUGGGGAAGCUUUGCUUCAACAAGCAUGUAGAACAAGUAUGUAGAACCUUCUCCACAAGGCUUUAAAUAGGUUCAUGAGCCACUACAUCCAAGGACCCCAUAUCAAUGUGCAUCAUAGUAUGUGUUGGCAAAUUUAUGUCUCAACUCUCAUUCACAAAAAACACCAAUGAUUUUAACUAUUACACUCCUCACCUAACUACUAGUUCUAGAGGGAACUUCCCUCUAGUAUUUAUUAAUUUCCUUAGAAAUUACAUACUAAUUUCAUAAUAUCAACCAUUUAAACUUAGUCUCAUUAUAGACUUAGCCUUUCUUAGACAAAAUAUGGCUACAAGCACCUUGUGCAUUCACCCAAAUCUCUCCCAUCUCAUCAUCUAAUUAGCUUAGGGCCUGAUGGAGAGUUAGAAUCAUGAAGUUGAUCAUUUUGUCAAAAUUAGUUGGAGAAGAUGGUAUAGUGUUUUUGCAUAUCAUUGAUGUGUACAACUAGAAGAACUUGAUUUUUUAACUUGAAUCUUCAUGUACACCACUUAUUUUCAAUGCAAAAAUAUUCUCUCAUAAGUGAACCUUCAUCUUUUAACAGAUUUAUGAUCUUACUAGAUCUCCAACAUUCAAAAACCUUAUUCAAAAACUUGUAAUUUUUCAAUAUACACAAUAACAGCAUUUGAAGCUUCCAAUGUUUUAAUAUCCUUAUUUCUUCCUCCUUUUUUUUCCAAUUUGAAGUAGGGUUUCCUAACUUGAUCAAAAAUAGUUGUAUGGGCAGGUUAGAUCCAAAUCAAUAAGUUUACUAAGACUUUUUACCCAUCUAAGUAGCUAAUGUAUCACUAUCGACAUACUUUGUCCAAAACCUGAAUAUCUCUUUCAUUUUCCAACUUUCUUGAUGAUUUAAUCUAUUUGAAAUCUUAAAGAACUUUUCUAUCAUCAUUUGGAGAUGAUAAACGUUAUAUAAUAUGGUUAGAGAAAAUAUAUAAUCAAAGAUAAGAUAAUUUACAUGAUUUACUUGUACCAUUUAACCAUAUACUUAUCAUUUCAUUGAAAGAUGAUUCUUCAACUAAUUUUCUCAUAUGUUUUAGUAUUCUUCAAUUAAAAAAGUCACUUAAUAUCUAGGAUUAACACCUUAGAUUUUAUCAUUAGUAGUAAGUUCAUAAGAUCAAUAAAUAUAAUUUAAAUAAUAAUCAUGAUGAAUAUAUUGCAUAUUUGAUAUAUAUAUUUAUGAGAUAUAUAAAUAACCAUCAACAUUUAAUAAUCACCUUAUCAAUAAAAUUUUCACAUAUAAUUAUCAAAACCAAGAACAUCCAUAAUCUCCUCCUUCUGUAUACUUAUAGAAUCACUAAAAAAAUUAUUCAAAUAUAUAAUAUUGAUGUAGCAUCAUAAAGAUCAAAUAUUCAUUGAACUUCAAACAAAAACUACAAUACUUCAUUUACAUAUAAAAGUGUCAACAUUCAUCAUUUAUUAUAGUCAGCAUUCAAAAUUUGAGUCAUGAGUUCCCCUUUAAUGAGUGCUCCCCCUAAAUCUGUUCACUCAAUCAAUUUUAUGAUAUUCAAAUAUUUUUGUUGUCAUAAGUUUUGUCUUUCUAUAGCUUAUGUUCUAAGUUUAAAUCUUACACCUAACUUUAUGUGCUUUGAUUUUUUAGAUUUUUUUUCUUAUUAAAACUUUUGACUUCAUGUCACUCAAGUCAUGUGUUUGAAUUCCACAUGUGACUUUGCAUUUUUGGACUUUAUAUAAAACUUCGUGACGUAUGUGGACACAUUUUUUUGUACUUACCUCCAAACAAUAUGAUAUUGUAUCAUAUUAAACAUGAAAAAUAUCUUAAAGAUAUAACUUCUUAUAUUCAUUUUUAGCCAUAAAAUUAUUUAAGCAUAGUUAAUAUAUCUCAAUAAUAUUAUACUUGUAAUGUAAGUAUCAUGUGAUCGAUUUACGAUUCAAUAGAUACUAUGUAAAUAAUUUGCAAAUAAAUUUUCACUUAGAAGUUUCAAAACUGAGGGCAGCAACAUUUACAAGAUAAUUGAUCAAAUUAUUUCAAUAUAAAGUUCUAUUAGUGACGUAGUUUUAUAUGUGAAGAUGAUUCAAACAAAUGUUUCUAUUAAUUGUCUCCUAGAAAUCAAUACAAAUUGUAAUUGUCAUUCUUUGAUAAAGUAAGAUUAAAAAGAGAGGCCUUUUAGGAAUAACUUUGUGAAGCAUCCCCUCUCACCACUUGCCUACAAAUAGAGAUUCCCAAGGGAUGUCCCAAACUAUUAAGAGAUUCUUUAGAGCAUGGAUAUAUCAAUGACCAUCAUGAUAUAGAUGCAUCCUGACCAUACAAUCUUUCAAUUGAUCAUUAAUACCAUAUUUUGCUCACCAUGUUACUAACUAUCUCAUACAUGUAUCUUUGAAAUAUAAUUAUGAUGCAUGUGAUCAAAUUAGAAUCUUCCAAAUCUUAGCCAUCUUUGCAAUUUUAUGGGGAGAAAUAAAAGAUGACAUAUUCCUCUAAUCCUUUGAUGGAUUGAUCAUAGUCUUAUCAUCGAUUGACAACUAGAUAUUCAUACUAACAUGAACAAAGCUUCUACUUCUACCUUAUUCUCCAUUUGUCUUCAAUUAAUGCAGAAAUCCUUUAAAUCGUUGAUGAUUCUAGGGCCUAGCCUAGUUCAUGUCCCUAAAAAAUCAAAUGAAAUGGCUCAAGUGUAGCAAUACAUGUGACUUUUGGGUAGAUAAAUUUUGAUAUUAAUAGAAUGGUUGACUUAAGAAAAUAAAAGCAUAUUAUUAAGCUAUCAAAAUGUUUCAUAAUGAGAAAAACCUAUAAUAUGUGAAAAAAAUGUGACUAAUCUCUACAAGUAAGCCUUAUGAUGUUUGGGUCUAGAGUUUAAACUCCUUUUCAAUGUAAGAAAUCAUACCUUAUGUGGAAAUUGCCACACAAAAAAAUGUCAAAUUAGUUGCGUUAUAAUUCAAAAGAAAAACUAGUCAUUAAAGAGAAGAAAAUAGUAGAUUCUAUGGCCCAUUGAUCGAACAAUUUUGUAAUACAAAAUUUCAGGUCAAAUUAAUGCAACAUGCACAUUAUAACACAUACUAAUAGGUCUCAAAAUUUUCAUUUUGUGGUUUGUUUUCAUGAUAACAAUUUAAAACCUUGGAUUUAAGGAUAAGAUGCAUUUUGAUGGUGUGCACGUUUUAUGUGGUAGAUAACAGACUAUUUACUGGAAUUAUGAAGAGCAUGCGUGAGCGAGAGAGAGAGAGAGAGAGAGAGAGAGAAGCCUGGCCACUCACUCGACGCCGACGAUAACGCUGCAUGGAAAGAUUGGAGAAUCAAAACAGGACAAAAGUAAAAGAUUCUUAUCAACGGUGGCCCACCGAUGAAAUAAAAAACAACUUCUCCAUCAUGUACCAUUAGACAAGAAAAGUCGCAUCACCACGCAGUCAUAGACUUUUGCGGAGGACGAGGGUUUCGGUAAGGCACGUGGCCGAAUCGGGUUACGUGUCAUCAGAAUUCGCUGUGACGUUGACCUCACAUGUGGGUACGGUCGUAGCAUGUGGGGCCUCCAGCAAUUCAGAGGUAGCAACGGUCGGGCCGGUCGGGCUCGGCUCGGUCGGGACCGUUGGGUCCGUCGGGCUCGGAGCUGACGACUCGCGGCCUGGGAAGGCUCCGUUGGCUUGUACCAGGGAUGUCGUCCUCGUGAAAGAGAGGACGAGCGACGGGCUUUUGGAGGAUUUUUUUGUCACUGUUCAUUGAAUACUGAAAAGGUGGGGAUCCACCCUCUGUCUCUUUCACCCCUUCCCUCUUUCCUGAUCCUCCGGGUCUCGUGUGGUUGGUUGGUUGAUCCUUUCCCCCUCUGCAAGCAGAAGACCAUGAAAUAAGGGGGUCGGGAUAGGUGACCAUGUCGGGAACUUGGGGUUGGGGAGUGAGAGGGUGUGAAGGCCUGGGAAAGAGGACAUCUGUGGUCGUGCCUGGUUUCCCGUCUGCCUCUUCUUUUUCGGCUGUGGGUUUCCAGAGUUCCUGUGGUUCUGGUUAGAGUCAUACUCGUUCUGGUGUAGGUCUUUACAGAUUCAGUGAGAUUUUCGGGUUUUCUGCGUAAUUCGAUUCCUGCCGGUCUCCGAGUUAUUCCAAUUUUUUUAUUAAGAUUCGACUUUAUUUUGUGCGACAGGCGUUCUUCUGUUUGAAUCUGCCAUGGAUGGCUCCGUAAGUCCCGUCCUGGAUUCUUGGGACAUAAGAUGGUUGCUCUCACUUCCAUUUUUCAUCCUCGAAUCAGUUCUUACUGGGAAGAUAUUAGAAUUCGGUGAUUUUAAGCUUUCAUUAUUUAUCUACUGUUUCCUGUCUUAGAAUUGCCUUCCGGGAUUUCAUGACUACUUGCUGAUUUGGUGGGUUGUCGCUUUUUCGCGUCCUUUAAGUUGGAUGUCAGGAGAGAGACUCUGUUCUCAGUAGUCAGGGCCAGUGCAGGUCUUUUUUAUUGCAAAGAACAGAAGCUGCUUAGGCAGUGUUUCUAUCCUUGCUAUGAAUAAUUUUACUAAACCAGUGUUACUAUUUUUUCAGAAUCAAUGAGUGGUGAUUCAGGAGGAAGAAUUUGAAGGAGGAAACAGUUCCUUAUAUACGAAGAGAGGGAAAGAGAGAGAGAGAGAGAGUAGGGCAGGUGGAAUAAAAAUUCAAGUGACCUCGAUAAUCAGAGAUGGGUAACGACUUGAUCCAGUGGUACUGUAGGCCUGUUGAGGAUGGAUUGUGGAGCAGAGUACAGAAUGCUUUCGGAGCCUACACACCCUGUGCCAUGGAGUCAGUGGUCAUCUGUAUCUCAUACUUGGUGGUGGCCGUCUUGUGCUGCUACCGUAUUUGGCUCAUCAAGAAGGACCUCAACGCCAAAAGAUACUCUCUGAGAUCACACUAUUACAACUACAUGUUGGAGGCUCUUGCUGUCUAUUGUGGUGUAGAGUCUCUGUUCCGACUAAUCGUGGGAAUAUCAAUUGUGGAUAUGGAUGGCCAGUCUACUCUUGCCCCUUUUGAGGUUUGCUGAGUCUUUGAUAUAUGUUAUCUAAUUUUAUAUUUUUAUUCGUUGUCAAAUUUGAAAGUUGACCUGGUUAAUCCUGUGUUAAUGAUUUCUUAUUCCCCUCAGACUUUUGCUUUUUCCCAAUUUUUUCCCGGAUUCAUUGUUGGUAAGCAAAUUCAAGAGUGGACGGUAUUUUUACCCUGCAUAAUCUAUUUUUAUACGUUUUGUUUUUUGCAGAUUGUCUCUUUAACAGUAAAUGUUAUUGCGUGGUGUUCUCUGCUGAUUAUGCUCCUUGUAGAAACGAAAAUCUACAUUUAUGAGUUGCGUUGGUAUGUCCGAUUCGGUGUUAUCUAUGCUCUGGUGGGUGAAUGUGCAAUGUUCAGUCUUCUUUUCUCUGUCAGGGAGUAUUUCAUCAGGUAACUAGUCCUCUUAUGUGCAAUUGGCUCUUUACUUCUAUUCAUCAAUGUCGUGAACUUCAAUAUGAUUUUAGGAAUCCCUUUUCGUUCACUGAAUAA
This is a messenger RNA of Spirodela intermedia, 13769 nucleotides long. The record is from the annotation of a GenBank genome assembly. Lineage: Eukaryota; Viridiplantae; Streptophyta; Magnoliopsida; Alismatales; Araceae.